GAUCUUACAAGUGAGAACAUCGCAACGGGGUUGACAGAAGCAGUGGCUGCUUGGAGCCUUGAUGCAGGACGUCAAGUCUGCAUUACAACAGACAAUGCAGCCAAUAUGGUCAAGGCACCCGCCCUGAACAAGUGGACCAGGCUGCAGUGCUUUGGGCACAGACUGCAUCUUGCUGUUGAAAAUGCAGUAAAAAAUGAACGCAUCAACCGUGCUACAGGUGUCUGCAAGAAGCUGGUGUGUCACUUUUCUCACAGCUGGAAGGCCAGAGUUGCUCUUGAAAAAGCUCAGAAGGAACUGAAUCUACCAUCACAUUCCCUCAUAUCAGAGUGCCAAACAAGAUGGGGUUCUAGACAAAUGAUGAUGAGCAGGAUACUAGAGCAGCAGAAGGCUUUAACACUGGUCCUGUCUGCUGAAAAGAAGGUACGGCAUCUAAUUCCAACCUGGCAAGACAUAGAUGUCCUGGAAUCUGUAAGUAAGACUCUGGGUCCACUGCUGGACUUCACGGAUGCCCUUUCAGGCGAAGACUAUGUAAGUGUCUCCUAUGUGAAGCCAGUUCUUCAUCUCUUUAACACUUCAAUUCUGCAAAGGCAAGAGGAAGACACAGACCUGACAAAGAAGCUGAAGAGUGAGAUUUUGGACUACCUCAACGAGAAAUAUGAAGAUGAAGCUACUCAGGAGCUGCUAAAUAUGGCAUCUUCUUUGGACCCUCGGUUCAAGAUGGAAUUCAUCAGUGCAGACAACAAGCCCAAAGUCAAGGCCCGACUGACAUACAAAAAUGUAGAUUUCAUUUAAAUUAAGAGAUUUAUUUGACUACAUUAGAAGGGUUGAUAUUGUUCAAAAGGUUAACUUUAUCUUUAUUUGUUUACACACCAGCAGAUGUUUUACUUUGGCCCUGAAAAUGUUAUUUUAAAACCUUUAGUUUGUGAUUCAAAGGUGCCAUGUGGAUAUUAUAACUUUAUUUAAAUUAUGUUAUUAUUUUAUAGCACCAUAACAUUUAUUUUACAAUUUGUAAUAUAAUAACUUGACUGUUAAAUAAAAGGUUCUCAUGUUAAUUCCCUA
Messenger RNA from Pygocentrus nattereri (red-bellied piranha), 1059 nucleotides. RefSeq names its product E3 SUMO-protein ligase ZBED1-like. The coding region runs from base 106 to 792 and encodes 228 amino acids. Lineage: Eukaryota; Metazoa; Chordata; Actinopteri; Characiformes; Serrasalmidae. The record is from RefSeq and is a predicted model, not a curated record. The transcript is spliced from 2 exons.